AUGUUGGACAUUAUUCCCCAGGAACAAAAUCGUAAUUCACAUUUUGUGUCCGACGGGGGGACGGACCAUAGACCGGAAGUGUUGUGCCUGGUAUGCGGAGACAAGGCUUCCGGGAAGCACUACGGCGUGCAGAGCUGUGACGGCUGUCGGGGGUUCUUCAAACGAAGCAUCCGCCGGAACCUGGCAUAUGUGUGCAAGGAGAACGGAUGUUGCGUGGUGAACGUUUCCCGCCGGAACCAGUGCCAGGCGUGCCGCUUUAACAAAUGCCUCAACGUGAAAAUGAACAAAGAUGCAGUUCAACACGAGAGGGCGCCCCGCUGUUACCAGUUCCGGCGCGAGGAGAGCAAGCGCUUAGAAGAGGAAAGACAGUCACCAUAUCCGUACGGGGAAUACCUUGCUAAAACAAGAGCAGCCUACCGCAGUGGAAACCACUACAAUGGUCAGAUUGCGUUCGCUCCCGCCAUGUAUAAUGCGAACAUCGUGUCGCCCGUGCAACCGAUCAGCGUAGACACACGUCCAGCAUAUUUCCGCCCUAUCGCACCGAAGCCGCAGAUACACAUUCAAGGAUUCCAAGAAAAUCUGCCUGGUAGUCUUCGGUUGCCCCCGGGGUAUGCGGGUCCAACAUCUACCCCUCUUUCGCCAACCAGCCAGACGUACUCACAUCCAUACGUACAAUAUAGCAGCGACAAUCUUGACAAAGCAAGGCACGCAAACAUCAGUUUUACCACACCCGUAUUCCAGCAAAGCUUCCCUCUCAUCGCAGAUGCUAGAACCUUUCGGAUAGCAGACGAAACACUGAUUCAGAAAAUAUCAGGGUUACAAAGUCCGUCUGCUCCGACUAGUACCGGAACAAGCGGCCAUUCUUCGGCAGUUUCCGGCAAGAGUGAUUUAUCAGUCGAGAUGAAGACGGAACAGCACGAAGAUAGCGGCGGAGAUCAGUCACGUGACACAAGUAUGUCCGAAGGCACUUCCUCGCCGGAGUCAGGGAAGUUGCUAAGCGUGGAUGUCGAGGAGGAAACAGAAGCUGCAGACGGAAACCCCUCGGGAAUUCAGUUGUUCAGUUUGAAUGUUGCCGCCCCUCGUCCCUCUCGUCCGGAGUCACGUCCAUCUCGUCCGGAGUCACGAGGCCAUGUCCCUAAGCUCGUGGCUAGUAACCUGCUCUUCAACACGACAACCCUGAGCCAAUCAUGUAACACGAACUAUCGUCUGGCUAAUCUGCCGUUUGCGCAGGUCACAGCGCCGUUUGUGCAGGUCACAGCGCCCUUUGCGCAGGUCACCGCGCAGGUCACAGCGCAGGUCUCCACGCCCUUUUCUCAGUCAAUCGCGCAAACAAAUGCGCUUCAGCGAUCUCCAACAGAAAACACAUGUGAAACUGCGGCGAAACUGUUAUUUAUGAUGAUCAAAUGGGCGAGGAACAUUCCGCCGUUUCUGUCCCUGCCGUUCAGCGACCAGGCCAUACUGCUUGAGGAAAGCUGGAGCGAGCUGUUCAUCCUCUUUGCUGCACAAUGGUCACUGCCGAUUGAAGUUGGUGCGUUGAUGUCCACGCUUGGAUGCCCACCCACUGACCAAUCAGAACGUGCGUUACAUUUGAUGACAGAACUUCGAGCACUUAAUAAUCUCAUCAAUCGAUUUGCUGCCAUGAGAGUGGACCCGACCGAAUACGCCUGUUUGAAAGCACUUGUCUUGUUUAAGCCGGAGGUCAAGGGUCUACGGAAUACCAUACAAGUUGAUCUGGUACAGGACCAAUCACAAGGCCUGUUCAGUGAAUACUGCUUCACAAACCAUCCGACAGGGAAGAUUCGAUUCGGCAAAUUGUUGUUGCUUCUUCCGGCAUUGAGAGAUACGCAUGCGCGAUGCCUAGAAGAGGUCUUCUUUCGGCGCACAAUUGGAGAUAUCGCAAUAGAACGGCUGUUGUGCGACAUGUUCAAGUCUGGUUAA
Mya arenaria is the source of this 1938-nucleotide messenger RNA. RefSeq names its product nuclear receptor subfamily 2 group E member 1-like. Bases 1 to 1938 code for a protein of 645 amino acids. NCBI's taxonomy places the organism in Eukaryota, Metazoa, Mollusca, Bivalvia, Myida, Myidae. The record is from RefSeq and is a predicted model, not a curated record. Gene Ontology annotation, biological process: regulation of transcription by RNA polymerase II; cell differentiation; anatomical structure development. The transcript is spliced from 7 exons. Gene Ontology annotation, molecular function: nuclear receptor activity; zinc ion binding; RNA polymerase II cis-regulatory region sequence-specific DNA binding.